Molecule: messenger RNA, 2019 nt
Organism: Fonsecaea multimorphosa CBS 102226
Lineage: Eukaryota; Fungi; Ascomycota; Eurotiomycetes; Chaetothyriales; Herpotrichiellaceae
Exons: 2
Coding region: 1-2019 (672 amino acids)
Source: RefSeq, a predicted model, not a curated record
AUGGACAGGUCGCUCGCGACCUUGCUGAGGUCUCUGCAGACCUCAGAUCAUUCAGACGAUGCCGCCCGGUUACUACCAGCGGCCACGAGUCUUCUCUCGCGUCUUUCGAACCCUCUCAAUAUCACGCUGUUGACAUCGCAGUUACUGUCGAAUGACGUGCUGUACCCAAUUCCUACAGAGGUUGCCAGGUGUCGACCGAUUUUCAGCGUCUUUUAUACUGCGGUGCUGCGCUUGAUUGAAGAUAAGCAUAGCCCGGCACAGGAACAUAUCCGCAGCAAUCUCACCGUCACGGAAUGGACGACUGCUGUGGUACAUGGAGCAAAUGACAAAUCUCCUCGGUGGAGGCAUACAUUAUUGCUUGGAGCGCUGCUCCUGGCUUUUCAAGCUAAAGACUUCGAGGGACUGGCUUCAGGCGUAAAGAACAAACUACAAGUCGCACUCGUGGUCGCGUCAAAUCUGGCCCUGCAAGACAAGGACGCUGAGCCUAAUUGCGAGCUGGCUGUGGUCUUUGUCUUGAACCAUACCUUCCCUCUCCUCUCCGAUGCCCACCGGCAGCAGAUCAGUUAUGAUCUGCUUCUGCCUAUAUUGGUUGACGCGACAUUCUUCUCUCGCGAAGGCCUCGAGCACGGAUACUGGCUAGGGGUCAUCGACUACGACGUCCGACCGUCGCCCGACCGGAGGUUCAACUGGGCGGCCAAUUCCACAUCUUUCCGCAAAGUCACAGAGGUCAAAUCGCGAAACUUUGUAUCUGCACUUGGUGCUCUGUCGCGCUUGAUCGCUCACAGCAUCGAGAAUGUCCAUGACCGAUCCGUGAUCAUUUAUAGCGUCAACAGGCUUGCUGACUUUUCGCGCACUUUUGCUACAUCGUGGCGACAGAACAAGUUGUCCGAAGUCGAUACCAAGGAGGAAGCUCAAUGCUUGGACCAGGAGACUAUCAACAAGACCUUCCCCGUUCUUCUACAGGUGCUCAGAGACACAAUGUUCUCUGUGGUUAUCAGCCUCCGAUCGGUGCUAGGAAGACUUCUCUGUGACAGGGUUCUGGCGUCUGACACCAAUUGCCCCGGCAUAGCCAUGCAAUCUUUGCACAUUUUGCGUGACACAUACUUCAUAGCACACCGAUUCGGGCUCACCUCAUCUUCACAAUACGUAUUUGUCAACUUUACAGCCAUUGAUAUCCUGAGCCAAUAUCCGCUACAGUCGGAAAAUUUCCUUGACUCUAUCCGACCAGCUGAUCUUGGUCGAAUUCCUCCUCACCCCCUCGACAGGCUCCAAGAUCUCUUCUUCCUCAACACUGCCGAGCAUUUCACCUUGAUCCUGCCACCGCAAACCAACCAGGACCUCCUCUUUAACGCGGCAACCCCGUAUGUUGAUCCACAAGGAGAUCCGCGGUUGGCGGAGAUCUUUGAAGCUGCCCACAGUGUUGUGUUGGCCAUCCUUGCUGCACCUCAAAACGCGGAGCUUGCGGCAAAAAUGGUUCCGUUUUACGUCGAGACACUGCUCCAGAGCUUUCCAAACCCGCUGUCGGCACGCCAGUUCCGAUUAGCCAUCAAAUCUGUUGUCCGUAUCGCUGCGCCACCGUCUGCCAUUGCCGCCUCUAUGCCUCAUCUCCAGGCCGUUGUUCUUGAUCUGCUUAGGGAACGUAUGGAUCGUGCCUCGGAAGAUUCACUUCCACCUAACCCAGAUCUCCCCCUCGAGAACAGUCAACCUUUGUCUGAAAAGGCUGUUUUACUUCUUGCAAUCAUUGAUUGUUUGAGUUUUCUGCCUGUUCCAUUAUUGGAGGAAUGCCUUCCUUUGACUGCAGAGCUCCUGUACAAGGUCGGGCAUCCGAGCCAAAGAAAACAAUGCCAACAGCGACUGUGGGACACGCUAAGCAAUGGCGAGAUGGACGUUGAGCGUGCUGCAACUUGCGUUGCUUGGUGGACUUCUAGAGGAGGUCGGGAGCACGUCUUGUACGGAGAGCAGUCGGAAGAGCAAGAUUUCACCAUGAGCGGUGCAUUACAGUUCGACAACAAGCUGUGA